Messenger RNA from Boeremia exigua, 1069 nucleotides. RefSeq lists its product as uncharacterized. Bases 383 to 979 code for a protein of 198 amino acids. The transcript has a single exon. The record is from RefSeq and is a predicted model, not a curated record. NCBI's taxonomy places the organism in Eukaryota, Fungi, Ascomycota, Dothideomycetes, Pleosporales, Didymellaceae.
GAUGCGCCGUAGAUCAGCAAAUUGGCCAAUUGUACGAGUUGAUGCAAACGAUCCAGAAGCAAAACAGCGAGGACGCCGAAACUGAAGAGGCUGAUGUCGUGGUACCACUUGACGACUCGAAGAAGCCUGGUCAAUGAUCUGGUGGUGAAUACUCCUGGCACUUCACGCCUAGCAGACGAACGAUGAGCUUCACGAACGACAGCACGCGCACGAAUGAGGCUUCGCAUACUUCACAGAUUCCCCAAAAUGUACUAUAUAUGUUCAGCAAAUAACAAACUUCACAUCGACACCCCCGUCUACCUUGAUACACGCCUCUAUCGACCGACAGGUUGUCCUCGAUUCGUUUCUUCUACGCACCGUCGACAUUGUCGUAGUAUUCAAGAUGUGCGGUUGCACCCUCUACGACUCUCCCACAUGCGGACACUCCUGGCUCUCGAUGUCACAGCCCUGUGGCUUCCUCUCCGACCUCAUCAGCUGUCCGAAUCGCCAGACCUAUCAGACCCUCAUUGCACCCGCCUUCACUUGUCCACAGUGCAACGGCGGCUUUGCAGAUCGCGAGACGAUUGAAAUGGUGCAAGGACCGUGGGGUUGUAACCAGUUGAUCCGAGGUCAUCUUGGGGGCAGCCACGCCAUUCCUGGCUCGUGGGGAAAUGUUCCACGGGCAAGGAAUAGCUGGGACGGAGGUCUGGGCAUGAACACGGCUACAAGUAUGUCUCCGAGUAUGCCGUUGGUAUCCUCGAGUCGCGCAAUGGUGCCGGUUAACAGCUACGGGUACGAUCAUCGGCUCACCGGCCCCUACGGAACUAGUCCAGCGCUGCACGGUGGGUAUAAUUCCUUUCAUGACAGGAUGAUCAUGGACGACGACCUUUUGGAUGAUCUCGGUUAUGGCUACGACGGGCGAAGGCGAAGGCAUAAGAGCAGUUCGAGAUACGUCUAUCGGCACUCUUCAAAACCAGCGACCAACUGUGCGGUUAUGUAGCUACCAUGCUGGUGUAAAUUCAGUACGAGUGAAAUUAUUUGCUGAACAGUGCUUGCCCAUCUUCAUCUUCUGAAUGUCACUAGAACGAAU